This is a messenger RNA of Symbiodinium sp. CCMP2592, 1644 nucleotides long. Lineage: Eukaryota; Dinophyceae; Suessiales; Symbiodiniaceae. The record is from the annotation of a GenBank genome assembly.
AUGGACGACAUAUUCCAAUGCAACAAAGCCAUCUCCUCCUUACGCAGACAGCACCGGUGGGAAUCAGUCCUCGAUCUGGUGGCCGCCAUGCAGCAGCUUCGGGUCACGCCGGACACGUCUUCGUUGAACAUUUGCAUUGCUGCUCAUCAGCAAAGUGGCCGGCCUCUGCUGAAAUGGGCUCCUGCUCUACAUCUGCUGGCAGAGCUUCACGCUGGAGUGGGGGUGGGGCUGCGUGCAGAUUUGAUUAGCUUCAACACCUGCAUGUGCUUUGAAGGCGACCGCCUUGGACCGUUCUGGCCACUGGCUUUGUCGUUGCUGGACGAAACUGCAAAGAGGGGCAUGACGUCUGAUUUGUUCAGCUUCAGCGGCGUGCUGCGAGCUUGUUCAAGAGAUGCCGCUGGCAGAUGGGUGCAGUCGUGCGAGUUACUGGCAUCCGUGCAGCAGCUUGUAAACUGCAAUGUGGUUAUGCAGAACUCUGUGCUUGCUGCUUGUGAGGGUGCAGGUUCUUGGACGCAAGCCCUGCGCCGAUUAGCUGCUAUGGCCAUGUCUUGGUGCCUACCAGACGUGAUCAGCCUCACAAGUGCGACCAGCUCUAUGGGAAGGAAGUGGGUGCUUGCAUUGCAAACACUCCGACAGCUCGGACAAGUCUACCCAAAUUUGAUCACAUGGAACGCCAUCUUAAGUGCAUGUUCCUCGGCUUCAAGCUGGCAGCAUGCGGUGUCGAUAUUUCUUGGUUUUACUGAUCAUGGGGUCCGGCCGGACACCAUCUCAUUGAACAGCCUUACAUGUCAUUCUGAUGAUGGGCCGUUCUGGAAGUAUGGCUUGCACUUGGUGCGCAGUGUCUCUCCGCAGCUGGCACUGUCACCCGACGAGAUCAGCUGCAACAGUAUCAUGACCUCUUCUGAGAGAGCUGGCGCUUGGAGACAGUCGCUGGGACUGUCCAGUCACAUGUCCAAGAUGCGAGUGCGGUGUACGGUCGUCACACUUGGAAGAACGGUCUGUGCUUGGACAAGAGGAAGUCAAUGGAGCCAGGCGCUGCAGGCCUUUGUUCAAAUGGCUCGAGCGCAUGUCCGCGCAAACGUAAUUACGUUCAACAAUGCCCUGGGCGCUUGUGAAAACGACUGGCUUUUAGUGAUGCAACUGCUGGAAGAAUUGCGCACGAGCUGGCUUGCAAGCAACGCUGUGAGCUACAGCAGCGCUGCAAACGCCCUAGCCAGAAGUGCUGAAAACACCGAGCAGAAGCGGUGGCCAUCAUCGUUGAGUCUCUGGGAUCAUAUGAACAUAGCAGGUAUUGCCUCCAACGAAAUGGUCCACAACGGCUUCAUCAAUGCGUGCGGUGGCGCCACCUGGAACAUGGCAUUGGACCACGUCUUUUGCAUGGUAACUUUGCGCAUAGCGCCCAAUCUCAUAAGUAUAAACUCGGCCAUUGCAGCUUGUCAGUCAAUAUCUUCUUGGCUUGCUGUGUUGAAUUUAUUCCGGUACAUGCCCCGGGCUGAGCUGACGCCCGACCUGAUCAGCUAUGCCAACGCUGCCGAUGCAUGUGCUCGGGCGGGCCAAGUGCAUCCUACCUUGAAGCUCCUCAAGCUGUGUGAUUCGAUCAGUUGGAAAGAUGCGGAGCCGACAAAUCCACUCGGUCUGUCAUGA